This is a messenger RNA of Mobula hypostoma (lesser devil ray), 5363 nucleotides long. It is a transcript of the gene acbd3, whose product is annotated as acyl-Coenzyme A binding domain containing 3. Bases 20 to 1591 code for a protein of 523 amino acids. The transcript is spliced from 8 exons. The record is from RefSeq and is a predicted model, not a curated record. Gene Ontology annotation, cellular component: Golgi membrane. NCBI's taxonomy places the organism in Eukaryota, Metazoa, Chordata, Chondrichthyes, Myliobatiformes, Myliobatidae. Gene Ontology annotation, molecular function: fatty-acyl-CoA binding.
GGGAGGAGGAGGGGCAGCGAUGCUGAAGAUGAUGGCGGCGGCCGAGGGCGGCAAUGGCUCAGGAGGCGGGCGGCUGGAAGUCUCCAUCGACGGCUUGACACUGAGCCCGGACCCAGAGGAAGAUGAAGGGCUGAAGAGCAGACAGCAGCAGGUCUCGGCUGGCAAAGCUGGCCCGGGAACCGAGUCAGGAUCGGGCCCAGGCUCCGGGGAUGGACAGGCCGCUGACCGGGAGACCCAGGCUCGGGUGGAGGAGAUGGAGCAGCGAUGGGGCUUCGCUCUGAACGAGCUCUACAGUCUGGCUCUCAGGUUCUUUAAAGAAAAAGAUGGAAAAGCAUUUCACCCAACAUAUGAAGAAAAACUGAAGCUUGUCGCUCUGCACAAACAGAUUUCUGUCGGCCCCUAUAGUCCUGACUCUUGUCCAGAGGUUGGCUUCUUUGAUGUACUUGGCAAUGACAGGAGGAGAGAAUGGACUGCCCUUGGAAGCAUGAAAAAAGAAAAUGCCAUGGUGGAAUUUAUUCAUUUGGUGAACAAAUGCUGCAGUCUGUUUGAACCAUAUGUCACCUCUCAUAAGAUAGAGAAGGAAGAGCAGGAGAGGAAGAGGAGAGAAGAGGAGGAACGGCGCCAUAGGGAGGCAGAGGAACGAGAGCGUUUGCGGCAGGAGGAAGAGCGAAGGAAAAGGGAAGAGGAAGAGAAAAGGAGGCGAGAGGAAGAGGAACGGAGAAAUCUAGAGGAAGAGCGGUUUCGAAUGGAGCAACAAAAGCAACAGAUAAUGGCUGCAUUAAACGCACAGACUGCAGUGCAGUUCCAGCAAUAUGCAGCCCAGCAGUAUCCCGGCAACUUCGAGCAACAACAACUCCUGAUUCGCCAGCUUCAAGAGCAGCACUACCAACAAUACAUGCAACAGCUCUACCAGGUGCAGAUAGCACAGCAGCAGGCAACACUACAGAAACAGCAGGAGCCAAUAGUACCAACAAUGCACAUUGGGAUUGGAGAAGUCCCAACAGUGAACGGACAAACAACCACAUGUACAGACAGCUCCGAAAAAGAGCCUGAGCCAGAAUCCUCAGAAGAAGUAUUGGAAAAUGGACCAAAAGAUGCAACUCCAGUCAUAGCAGCACCAUCCAUGUGGACCCGACCACAAAUCAAAGACUUCAAAGAGAAGAUCCGACAGGAUGCAGACUCUGUCAUCACAGUGGGCCGGGGAGAGGUGGUGACAGUGCGCGUCCCCACACACGAAGAGGGUUCUUACCUCUUUUGGGAAUUUGCCACAGACAAUUAUGACAUAGGUUUUGGCGUGUGCUUUGAAUGGACGGAUUCUCCAAACACCACUGUGAGUGUGCACGUCACCGAAUCCAGUGAAGACGAAGAGGAUGAUGAAGGGAGCCCCAGUGAAACAGAAAAGGCCAAGAAGGGGGCCAUCAAAGUUCAGGUAGAUGAGGUGGUGCCUGUCUACCGACGAGAUUGCCACGAAGAAGUCUAUGCUGGAUCCCAUCAGUACCCGGGCCGAGGUGUCUAUCUUCUGAAAUUUGACAACUCCUACUCACUGUGGAGGUCAAAAACGGUUUACUACAGAGUAUAUUAUACCAGAUAAAACCAAGCUUCACCAUGCUUGGCAUCUGCUUUUGUUCUUGCUUUCUUUUGUAAACUUUAAUUUGCACAUUGUGCAUUGAAAUAAUUAUCUAAAUCAUUCUAUAUAAUAAUAAAUUGGGUGAAGGAUCUGCUAUUGCAGUAAUGAGAAUCACUGCCAGGAAUUGGUUUCAAUAGAUAUAUUUAGUGUCAUUAUUACACCAGGUUAAUGUUUUUUGGUUAAUUAAAAUGAUAAAUUGGUUUGUUAUUGUCACAUGUACUGAGGACAGUGAGAAAUUUGUCUUGAAUACUGUUCACCCAUAAAUUUAUUGUAACAGUGCAUCAAGGUAGUACAAGGUAAAACAAAAACCAAAUGCAGAAUAAAGUGUUACAGUUACAGAGAAAGUGCAGUUCAAGGCCAUAGCAAGGUAAAUUGUGAGGUCAAGUGCAUCCUAUCGUAUCAGGGAAUUAUUCAGAAGUCUCUUAAUAGCAGAGUAGAAGUUACUUCUGAGCUUGGUGAUACAUGAUUCAGGCUUUUGUACCUUCCUGAAUUGGAGAGGAGAAGAGAAGGGAGAGUGUUCAGAGUGGAUGGGGUCUUUGAUUAUGCUGGCUGCUUUACUGAAGUGAUGAGAAGGAAUGUCUGUGUUUUAUUACGAGGUGCGGUGUGGGUUUUGCACCCCCCCCCCGCCCCGUAGGCUGUAGAGCCUGGGAUCGCCUCUUAAAACCUGGAUGUAGUGUGUGGGGCUGGGGAGGAGUUUAAGAAAGAAAUACUCGGGGAUCUGUGUGUUGCUGAGAUACCUGAAUGAGGAACCUUGUACAUGCUGUACAUUGCCCCCUCCAGCUUUUCCUGUUUUAAAUUUUUUGUCAAGCUCUCGUAUUUAAAAUUUCCAUCUGGUUUUGCUGUUUAAAAGGAGCUACUUUCUGGUAGGUCUGUGUCAGAUAUUUUUCUGGCAAUUGUUAAGCCACCUGUCCCACAGACUAGACGUCUAAGAUUUGGGUGAGUGGGGAGGGAAAUUAGAAGAAUGAAGGUGAGUGAUUGUUCAUUAGGAGCAUCCUGCAGUUGGGAACAAAAUUCAGUAGAUGGUCUGUUGGAGUAGCUUGAUCCAGUUAUUCAAUGCUCAGAGCCUCUCCAUCUAAAUUCAAAUUUACUUUGAAAAAACACUUGAUGGAAUCCCAUUGGUCAGCAAUUGUGCUGUUUAUUUUCUAUCUGUUCAACCUUUUCAGUCAGAAUAGCACAUACCUAUUGCCCUGGUAGGUUUCUGGUACCUGUGUAUUCUGGCAGCAAGUAUCUCCUUUACACAGCGCCGUUUCCUUCAGUGGCAACACUGAUGUCUUUGAAUCAAAAUUUAAGCUUGAAGAAAGCCUCAAAGCUUGUGUGGCUUUUGCCUGAGUUCUUCAACUUGUUUCUCAUUCUAGAGAACAGCCAAUGCCAUUGACAGCAAGCCACUGGAAGUAGGGGCAAGCAUUGGCAGGUGGAACACUUGCAGACUGUCACCUGUUUUGCUGUUUUUCACCUUGUUGCAGACAACACCCCUAUCCAAAUUAUUCCCCAUGGGACAGAUUGAUGUUCAACUGUACAAAUCAAAUUAACCCUGAGAUGGAUACGCUAGAAGUAUAGAUGGUGCGUCUCCACUCUCUGGGGUACUUGCUCUCAGCAACUGUGAGGCUGUCUUUUCUUAUGAGUAUCUCUGACAGAGGUAAAACCGACAGAAUUUGUGUUCCUGAUUGCUUUCGUGUGAUCCCAACUGCAGAAUAAUGUGGGUGUAAUUACAAUUGGACUGGUCUAUGAUCACCCUCCUAGUGCGGCAUGUACUGCCACAUUGUAUGAACUGACUAGAAAGGCAAAAAUAUAUUGUAUGGCAUGAACAUCUAGAGAUAAAGAUGUGUUUUAGGUCAAUUUGGACACCUUAACCUGGUAACCAAGUUUAGCUCAGAAAUGGGGCUGGCUAGAGAUUUCAGAAAAAUUAAUGUUGGCCUUGACCUAAACCCAUCAUGAUAGAGUAAAUCCCAAUCAAAUUUCCUUGGCAUUAUAUUCACUGUAGACAGUAAAUGGCUUCUCCAGCUUGGGAUGCCUUUUGAAAUUUUAGAAAUUCAUGCUUUAAACUUCCCUCAACAUUUUUUGCCUAUCAAUAAGGCAGUGAAGAUAGCAAGCCAGAGACAAACAGAAUGAUUGUGGGUGGUGCGGAAAAUGGAUCUCAUUUAGAAAAGACCAGGAAAGUGGUUGGUUCUGUAUGUUCCUCCAAUGACCUUGAUGUCACCUUGGGAUAUGGUGUCCUGAAAUAUUAUGCUUCUGAUGCAACGGAAGAAGUUCAUGUCCUGAUAAAUGUGUCAUUCUGGAGUCAAAGGUUGUUUCAUUUAAGAUGCCUUUCGGGUGGAUUGCCAUUUUGACAGUGGACAUUUCCAUUUGAAUAGGCACAGUGGAGAGUCAAGGCCUGACCUUUUCAUCCCCACUCUCAAUCCUUUCUGUGAGCAACACAUGGAUAUUCCCCAUUGUACUUUUGUAAUCUUGCCAGCAAGUCCUAGUAACAAGAAUGUUACAGUGGGUCAACAAUUAUCACCAUGGAUGGGGCCAGCUAUAAUGUGAACAGUACAUCACUUAGUUAAAGACUGGGUGGGACUCCACUUCAUUUUAGGCUAAAGUGUACUAAAUUGCCUCUUAGAUGAGGCAGUGCAUACUGGGAGCCACCCAUCCAAUUACAGGCUCACCCCAAAUUAGUAUCUGCAUAAAUAUCAUGGGAAUUGAAGUACUGAGCAGCUUGGUCCCCCUACCUCAAUGAACUGGGCUCCCCUUAGGCAGUAACCAAGUAGGCAUGAAGACAGCUCCGUUUCCCGAGACAGGAAAGCCACAAUUUACUAUACUUAAUCUCAGAGGUUAACACUCAAAACCUUUCUUCUCCCCUUUUUAUUUUUAAAGCAAUAUAUUUUUGUGACUGUACAGGUUGAAUGGUGAUUUCUAAUUAUGUAUAUUUAAAGUGUAUGUUUAUAAUGUAGAGGGAUCUUUCAUGGGCUUGUUGGUCUGGAAUCAAGAUGUUCAGCUGCUAUCCUGGCCUGUCCCUUUUGUUUUGGUCUCUCCCUGUGAGCAGCGAAGAAGGAACAAAACUGCAAAAUUUGUAAUAUUAGUGAAUUGCUCUGGACUUUGGGUCAGCAAUGCCCAGCCCAAUGCUUUUCUUUAAACAUAUUAAAAAAAAUAAGUUUUGCAUCAAUAACAGGAGUGUGACAGACUUGCAUUAAGUACAGAUUUAUUUUUCCGUUAUAAUUUAAUGCUUUUUCUCUUACUGAUAUGCCUUGUUUUUGCAGCUGUUUUGUCACCAAAGAGCCUUCAUUCACGUCAUUAACUUGAGAUUUCCUUCACAAGUGAUGCUUUCAUUUCCAGUGGUGUGGUCACCUGAUAUGCCCAAACAACAUGGCUGUGAUCUGUACAGUUCUAAGAGUGGAGUUUAUUCUACAGGUGGUGAUUCUGUGUGGUUCUUUUUUGUUUUCUCUCUUAUUCUCUUUUAUAAAUAAUUUUUAACCCUUGUUUUGUACAUAAUGAUUUUCUCUGUCCCCUUUCCUUUUUGUGUGUACUUACAGCUAUUUUCUUAAUUAGACAGCUCUGGCUGUUUUAUAUGGUUUUCAUUAUUCCAGUUUUCAGAGAAAUAGAAAUAUAAUGGGGCUCCUACUUUACAGAGAUUGUUACUGGAAAUGUGGUCUGAUUUUCCCAGGAUAUUAAACGUGGGAAGGUUUUAUUGCUGUGAGUUUUUAAAACAAAAUGACCAGUGCAAUUUCAAAAACUGUUUCUUUCCAAUAAUAUAUUUAAU